CUCAGCCCGCUUCAGCGGGCCUUCAACUCCUUUUUACUGUCGAUGCCAUCUCAACAGUUGGAAGAGCUGGUUGCGUAUCUGCAAGCCCGUGAGAACCACCAGCCCAAAAGCCAUGCUGGACAUGGCAACCAGACGCCAACCGAUUACGCUACGUCUGACAAUACAGUUUUGGGGGGCACAGCUCUGAGUGCCCGUCGUGGCUCUGCUGCUUCCACAAACAACACUUCCAAGUCUUCGGCUGCCCGUAGACGUGGCCGCGAUAAGCCACUGCGUCCCCUAAACAGCUUCAUUGCUUUUCGAAGCUUCUACUCGACCAUGUUUCCCGACCUUACUCAGAAAGCCAAGUCUGGAAUCCUCCGCUUCCUGUGGCAAAACGACCGUUUCAAAGCCAAAUGGGCUAUCCUGGCCAAAGCUUACUCAAAAAUCCGCGACGAGCACGCUGAUUCAAAAGACGUCUCUUUGGAGAGCUUUUUGAACCUCAAUGCUGGAUACAUCGGUAUCCUUCAGCCAAGGCUCUACCUUGAGGCAAUGGGCUGGGAAUUGACUGUUGACGAAGAACAGCAAUACACCAUGGCCAGAGUUAGCCCAACGACUACAAGCGAAGCGGACGUCUCUACCAACUAUUCUGUCAACGACAUCAUCAAACACUGUUAUGACACUGGCUAUGUCUCCCACAAAGACCGAUCAAAGCGGACGAGUUGCAACAACGAGGCCGUUAUGUCUUUCGUUGCUCAGCCGUGUCAGGCUGUCAAUGAGAAGAGCAACAUCCAAAUUUCCGGUGCCAAUACUUUUGUUGACAAUGCUGGCGACGCAAGUGACGUGAUCAAACGCUCCGUCGAAGAGCAAGCGGAAGACACUCCAACUCCCGCCUGCAGCGAUAUCAGCUCGGCCCUCGACGAACCUUCUCUGCCUUCUGUCGAAGCACUGCAUGGACAGAACUCCUUCCGGUUUAUGGAUGACCUCGGCAUCGAAUUUAACUUCGACCUUUUUAGCAACAACAUGACAAGCCAAGACGUCCAAUACAACACUUUUAUGCCGCCCUUCCAGCGAGCGCCGUUUGAUCAAGGAAACGCCUCAUACAUUCCCGGAACGAUACAAACCAUGGAGUCCUUUGACUUCGAUCAAUUUGUCAAUUUCUAG
Aspergillus ruber CBS 135680 is the source of this 1140-nucleotide messenger RNA. RefSeq lists its product as uncharacterized. Gene Ontology annotation, cellular component: nucleus. NCBI's taxonomy places the organism in Eukaryota, Fungi, Ascomycota, Eurotiomycetes, Eurotiales, Aspergillaceae. Gene Ontology annotation, biological process: positive regulation of mating-type specific transcription, DNA-templated. The annotation marks the transcript as partial. The record is from RefSeq and is a predicted model, not a curated record. The transcript has 2 exons. Gene Ontology annotation, molecular function: DNA binding, bending.